UUGCUCAUUAUUUGCCUUUUUCUCUAUACAAAGUGCGUGGGAGGAGAAACGAAAAGGGGAAAAAUCAAAAAAGUUUAAAGAAAAUCGAACCACCACACCGCACGCACAGGAAUUUUUGUUGAUUCUUUUAUCCGUAUAAAUUGUUAUGGCCUAAUUUCGUGUCCCCGUCGAAAGAGACUUCCGGAAUUUUCGUGUGCAACAGCAGCAAAGUACAGCGUACUCGGAAACUAUGUGAAUUAAACGCUCUGCUAAUUAGAUUUUAAGGCGACGAAAGUUGGUGCUUGGUCGACAAAAGAAACAGCAAAACUCCAGCAGGGGAGUUGCACAACAGAUUAUUUAACGAAGGGGCAAAAACAGCAAACAAGAAGAAGCCUUCAAAAUAGGUCUCCUGGGAAGAGCGCUUCGAAAGUUGAACCAUUUGCCGCCCAACGGAAGCCGGAAGAAGCCUAACCAUUGUAAUCUUAUGAGCAUGAAUAAAAUCCUGCUGGUGCUGAUCAUUGCCAGCGGGUUCCUGCUGAUCAUCUAUGCGAAUAGUAGCAUUUUCAAUCGUAGGAAUAUUUUGACGAUUUUCCAGAAGGAUAACAUCGAUCCGGGUGGAAGUUCCGGGCACAGUAGCUUCCUGCCCGGGGAAGCUGUAGCUGGAAGGACGGCUCAUUUGAUCGGAAGCAAUGGAGUGGCUAUAGGUUUGAAACCGAAUGAACUCAAACGGGUCAGAUACAUCCCGAAGGAAAAUAAUGCCACCGAGUAUAAUAUUUUCGUUAUCUACACCAAGGAGGGUCAGAAUCAGAUUCUACGGAACAAGUUUGAGUUGUUCUUGAAGAGUUUGCUGAAGUAUGCAACUGUGCCGUUGCAUUUGCACGUCAUUACAGAUGAGCAGAGUGAACUGUCGGCGGAGGAACUGAUCAAGGAGCAGAUCGAGCACUACCGGAAGGCGAUCGUGUUCUAUACGCUCUAUGAUGUGAAGGACUGCGCCGAGAAGAUCGAGGACAUCGUCAAGAGUAUGCUGCCGCUGUUCAACUAUAAAACAGGAAGCUACUACAGUGACGCACUGUUCCUUAUCUCACUGGGUCUGCAUCGGAUCGUGAACGUCAACAUGAAGCGAGCCAUCCUCAUCGAUUGCGACGUCGUUUUCCGUUCCUCCGUAAAGGAACUUUUCGACCAGUUCGAUUACUUCAAUCCGGACCACCUGUUUGGGCUAGCCCCAGAACUUACACCCGUCUAUCUGCAUAUUCUAUUCAAAUACCGGGCGCAAAACCCCUACACCCUAUUUGGCACCCCGUACUAUCUGAACGGAAGCAGCAGCGCCUUGCUUACCAAUUCGGUGGGUGGCUUCUUCGGUCGAACGGCUCGCAAAACGCGUCACGGUUAUCCGGGAUUGAACUCCGGGGUGGUCAUGCUGCGGCUGGAUCGCAUCCGGCAGUCGCGCCUUUACGAAGAGAUUAUCAAACCGGAAUCGGUUAAAAACAUGGUGGAAAAGUACUCCUUCAAGGGUCACCUGGGCGAUCAGGAUUUCUACACCCUGAUGGGAUUCGAAUUCCCGGGACUGAUUUAUCGGCUCGAUUGCAUCUGGAACCGGCAGCUGUGCACCUGGUGGAAGGAAAACGGUUACGGAAAUGUGUUCGAUAGCUAUUUCCACUGCGAGGGGGCCAUUAAGGUCUAUCACGGAAACUGCAACACCCGAGUUCCGGAAUGAUUCGGAAGAAGGUAAACUUUUUUUAUUCUGCCAUAUCCUCUCUAUAGUAUCGUGUGAAAAAGAUAGAUACGCUAAGCGUUGUCCUUACGAUGUGUACUUUUGUGUUCGUCCAGAGACUAGGGACGAUUUUUACAUACUGACUUAAGUAAUCCAUAUCUAUCGCUAAACAUCUCUUGAUAUCAUAGUGAGUUGAAGACACUUGGCUAGCAACAUUCCAUAUCUCUAUCUUAACGGCAACAUUCUUUGCCAAGCGUUUUGAAGACUCUCGAUUUCAAACUACUGUCUGAUUUUUGGUAGAAAAAAUUGUGAUCUCAUUUUGUGAAAAUGAUCCUUAUUUUAGCAAUAUAUCUUGAUACGUACUACAUUUAUUUUUAAGAUUUCAACUAAAGUUGCAAUAAAAUAACGACCGAAAACGGCCGUUCUUCCAUAAAACGAAUGUGAAACAAUUUCGAAUCUUAAUAGCCAUUUAUUUUCUCUUAGUUUUCACUGUUAUUAUUAGUACAAAAUUAGCGAUUAUUUUAAAGAAACUUUUUAAAACGAUCUGUUACUUAUUGAAAAAAGAAUAUUGAUUUUAUCAGAGUAUAUACCUACUUUAAGUUUAAAACUUACAAAAAAAAAAAACAGCAAUGCAUUCCCAGUAUAUAUCCCACACGAGUUGAAACAAUAAGUAAAGACAAAAAAAUAGAGCGUACGUUGGACGACGAAAUAGUUUGAUAAUAAAGAUUUACCUACUGCUAGAAAGAAGAAAAAAAAAAUAAGAAAAAUAAAUCCAGUAGAGCUGCAGUUUUUAGGGCUCGAAUCAAGCAAACGAACUAGCAGCGAAGCUCGAACUUUUAGCUAAUCGGUGUAGAUUUUUGAAACCUACUAAAAUAACCAAAACGGCUUUGAUUGAACGACGAACGUACAUUUUUAGACGAAACCUAGCGAGAUUAGUAGGAGAAGCCAUCGGGACAAAUCUGAUCGCUCCUUUAAAGGCUAAAUAGAUAUAUAGAACUUACACUAGUUUUACAUUAAAAUAGGAAACAGAUUGAUGACUGCAAUUUGGUGAGAAUUAAAACAAAAAAAAAUCAAACCUUUUGAAUUAGGGGCCGUUAAAAAACUGCUGUAGCCAGUUGAAGUGAAAUUACAACAUAAAAAAAAAACAAAAUAUACAGUAUAUAAUGUUUAGUGAAUGCGCUAAGGGGAAUUGAAUAAAUUUUAUUUCUUCUAACUUAGCUAGUAGUG
This is a messenger RNA of Uranotaenia lowii, 2917 nucleotides long. Its product is annotated as xyloside xylosyltransferase 1. Lineage: Eukaryota; Metazoa; Arthropoda; Insecta; Diptera; Culicidae. Bases 464 to 1693 code for a protein of 409 amino acids. The transcript is spliced from 2 exons. The record is from RefSeq and is a predicted model, not a curated record. Gene Ontology annotation, molecular function: UDP-xylosyltransferase activity.